AUUUUCUUUAUAUAUGGACGGAACACCACGUCAGCUUUCAGAAAAACCACGUCAGCCCAAAGAAAAACCAGUCGUUCCGCAUUGCAAAGGUGGAUGAGAAAAUUGCGUGAGAAAGCCAGAAAAGCCCGAAGAGGAGGCAAUGAAGAGGUCCAAACCAGCAGAGCGUCCGAGAAGCGCAGUCGAAGCCAAUGAGACAACCUAAGUAAAUCGACAGUCAGAUAAAGUUUAGUGCCCGUGGCCAGCACACGGAAACGAUGCAAAUCUAAGUUGGAACCCAGCCCACACAGCAGUUUAUCACAAUACCUGAGUUAGCAAUGGCCCUCACCGCGAACGCAGUGCUGAUAACCGUGCCGCGGUCAGCCAUCACAUCGAAUACGCUACCCAAGUUGCGCCCCGCCCCCCUGACGGCAGCCCUGCUCAAGGCCUCCUCGCCCACGCCCUCGAGUUCAGGCUACGCUUCCUCUUCUAACAUGGAUGAAGAGGCCAUGUCGGCGGUGGCGCCCAAGGCCAAGAAGCGCCGUCUGGACCACCUCACAUGGGAGGAGAAGGUGCAGAGAAAGAAGUUAAAGAACCGAGUGGCCGCCCAAACAUCACGCGACCGGAAGAAGGCUCGCAUGGAGGAAAUGGAGUACGAAAUCAAAGAACUCACAGACAAGACGGAAAUAUUACAGAACAAGUGCGACAGUCUGCAAGCCAUCAACGAGUCGCUGUUGGCCAAGAACCACAAGCUCGACUCGGAACUGGAGGUCAUGCGCCAGGAACUCGCCGAGCUGAAGCAGCAGCAGCAGUACAGAUACAUCUCCGCCACAAACAACAAGAGCACCAGCCAAUCCAACGCCAGCGCAGGCGCUGAGGGCUGUGCGUCCACAAUCCUUGGAUCUGCAGCAUCCAAUGCUGACUCUGCCGCAGGGUACACAACAAGUGGACACACAGUCGUUAGCGCGUCUGCUGACGGAGCAGCUGAAGAGCAGCCGGAGCAUGGCAUCACUCUGGAAGGUUGUGGCGCUCUGCCUACUCUACAAGACAUGCUUGGCGACGACGAAGAAUUCGACGUCAAGCGGCUCGAAGAGCUGGCCGAAAGUCUGCUCGCAGAUAUCACAGCAGACCUGGAGACAGGCACUGGAGAGAGCAGCCCAGAUGCUGCCCAAGAUACAGGCGAAGCAGAGCGACUGCCUGGACCAGUGGUGGGGUCCGCAACAGAGCGCCUGGAAUCCGGCGGGCAUAGAGCUGAUGGCCUGAGUAAUGCAAAGGCACCUCUGGAGCACAGUGUCAGCCUGAAUGUGCAGGUGUUGGAGGUAAAUGGAAACCCCCAGCAAGCAUCUACAGCGCCAGCCUCGACGACGACAACAGCCACAAUCACUGCAACAGCGGCCGCCUCACUUCUGCAAGCCACACCGGACACAGUGUACGGCACCUACGAUGCCAAGACGAACUCAAUCACCAUCGUAAUGGACGGUGAUGCGGUGCCGGUUAACGAGGCCGUCGAGGAGAUCUACUGCGACGGCGUCACCGCUGGCGAUGAGGAUACGACUGACGUGAUCAUGAAGUGUCCUCCACCAGCGACGUCACCGUCGCAGGUCUACCUCAACGUGGUGAACGCCACCGAGGACGACUCGGACGACGAGAGCAGCUUCGAUCCCAUCCAGCGCUUUCUCUGUCCGCGAGUCAAGGCGAUCUCCCCGCUGGCCAAAUCCCCCGCAUUGUCUCUCCACUCGGCCACCUCGGAUCACGGGUACGAGUCCAUACUGGGCUCUCCGACAUCCACGGCCCUGACUCUGCCCAUCGACGAGGAAGAUUUCCCCUGGCAGAGCAACUUUGACGAGCUGUUCCCCAGCUUGAUCUAAGCCUUUGUUUCUCUCUGUUCUACUCUUAAGUUCGGCUGGCCGCCGUUUAUGUUUAAGUUUGUUUUAGAUGAUAGGCUGUACAGAAUUUCGUCGUCGCAAAUAAGGCUUUAUAUAUAUGAUAUUUAUCGUGGACGUAGAGCGCCAAGAUUAGUUGUAGGUUUCCAUUUAAAUUAAACACUAACCACAUAUGUAGGCUACUGUUACUUGUAAUGUGCUCAAAGAAUUUGUGAAACCAAUUGGAAAAAAUUAUAUAUUCAGAAUAUAAACCAAACCACACCACA
Drosophila serrata is the source of this 2125-nucleotide messenger RNA. It is a transcript of the gene Xbp1, whose product is annotated as X box binding protein 1. The record is from RefSeq and is a predicted model, not a curated record. Gene Ontology annotation, cellular component: nucleus. Gene Ontology annotation, biological process: regulation of DNA-templated transcription. Lineage: Eukaryota; Metazoa; Arthropoda; Insecta; Diptera; Drosophilidae. Gene Ontology annotation, molecular function: DNA-binding transcription factor activity, RNA polymerase II-specific; RNA polymerase II transcription regulatory region sequence-specific DNA binding.